Linum trigynum is the source of this 669-nucleotide messenger RNA. The record is from the annotation of a GenBank genome assembly. Lineage: Eukaryota; Viridiplantae; Streptophyta; Magnoliopsida; Malpighiales; Linaceae.
AAUUUUGAUGACACGUAAAAAGUACUAUUUCAUAUCCCUAUUUUAUGGCAUAUGUUUUGCAUAAUUUUCAUAUUUUAAUGCCGCUUCCAGCACUCCAGAUCCAAUGCGACAGAGAUUGUUGCUCCACCGCUGCUUCUGCACCAAAUGCGGCAGCUUCGGUGGCCCCAUUGGCCUCCACCAUUCAUCCGGCUUCCACUGAAAACUCGAUGGUUCAGGUUGGGGAAGAGGUGGCGUGUCUCAGAUUGGUGGAUGGAGGGGCGAAUCUCAAGAUGGCGGUGGUGAUCGAAGGGCAAGAUGAAGAAGAUGGAGGAAAAUCCCUUCUGCCUUGUUCUCCCCAGCGGCGGCGACGCAACAGCUCCUUCGUAUGCAAUGUCACUGAUGCCUAUACAAAAGAAAGGGUGGAUGGGAUUGAAUAAAUAAAAAUUAUUAAUUAUUUAAUAAUUAGUUUGAAUAUUAAAUAUAAUUUCUUACGUGGUAUCUACGUGUCGCAUACAGGGAUGACACAUAGAUGUCACAUCAUUGUUGGUCGGACAAAUUUUAACCACAUUUAGGUCAAUAGUUAACUUUAACGUCCAACAGGAAUUCACAUAACACAAAUGACCUAUACCACCCAUUGUUUGAAAUAUUAAUGUGAUUAUUGAAGUUUGGUAAUAUAAAUGACACUUUCGC